Messenger RNA from Nomia melanderi (Alkali bee), 464 nucleotides. The record is from RefSeq and is a predicted model, not a curated record. Lineage: Eukaryota; Metazoa; Arthropoda; Insecta; Hymenoptera; Halictidae.
CAUUCACAGGCAUUUGUAUAUGUGUCAACUGCAUUUUCAAAUUGUACAAAUGACACUGUCAAGGAAGAACAUUCCAAAUCUCUCAUAGAAGUUGACAAGUUAUUAACAGUGGUGGAAUGUUUAGAUGAUGAUAAACUUGAAGCAAUUAAUCCUGUAUUGCGUGAUACAUGUCCCAACAAUUAUAUCCUUACCAAACUGAGUGCAGAAAAUGCAGUACUAAAAUAUGGAGACACAUUUCCAACGUGUAUAGUUCGACCUUCUAUAGUCAUAGCAACGUCUGAUGAACCAAUCAAGGGAUGGAUAAAUAAUGUAUAUGGAGCUACUGGUAUACUUGUUGCCGCUGCUAUUGGGUUACUGCAUACGGUACAUGCCUGUAAAGAAGAUAAGGCAGAGAUGAUACCUGCGGAUUAUGUUAUUUCUAAUAUUAUUGCUGCUGCGUGGGAUGUUGGAACUAGGUAAAAAUU